Molecule: messenger RNA, 464 nt
Organism: Echinostoma caproni
Lineage: Eukaryota; Metazoa; Platyhelminthes; Trematoda; Plagiorchiida; Echinostomatidae
Source: the annotation of a GenBank genome assembly
UGAGAAAAGAAUGGCAGCGGCUGAAUGCUAUGCUCGGACAUUUGUUUCGUCAAACUCAGAACCACAAUAUGGACCCGGGUCCGACCGUACCUUUCGAUUUCCCACUAUCCGACUAUGCUCACCUCUUAUCCGAACUAAUCCCGGGUAUGGGCCAAACCGGUGUGAUACCGAUGUCUUCAACCACGGUCAUCCCUGACAGUCCGGUGUCUAGCAUCGCCAUCAGUGUUGGCACGACAAAUACCUCGAAUACCCAAUGCACCCCCACUACAACGAACAGUGCAAUGGUGAACAACAUGAAUAACUGCAAUAGUAAUGGGGCUAUUGUCAUGAAUGGGGAUCAUCCUAGCAACGGACUUGCCAAUGCCAUUAUUCUAUCUGGACUAGGUUCAACAGAAGCCGGGGAAUAUGGCGAUGAGCAGAAACCAUCGAUCGAAUCAGGUAUAAUUUGUUUUUAUUUUAUCUAA